AUUUCAGUUUGAAUUCGUCGGUUCAAUAGACGAGACGUUUUUUUUAUAUUUAUUUUAUAUUUGAAAUUGAGGUGUAGAACAAAAUUUGUUCAGUUUUAGUAGUGUAACUACACACUCGAGUACACACAGAACAUUUUAUUUACAUUUUUGGUAUUUAUGGAAACGAUGAGACAAUAUUUUAUUGAUCAAGCGGCUUGAUUGUUUUACAAUUUUUCUAAUAAUCAUUAGAAUGAAGUUUUAAUCAGUGUGUGUACACAGUGGCAUCAAAGAAAUUUUGUUUACAUUUUGCCCCAUAUACCAUAAGCGACCGUGUCUUAUCGUUCCACAGUAUGAUAAGACAUCUUAUGUAUUGAGCAAUAAUGCUAUUUACAGUCGCGGUAAAUAGCAACCUAUGUCCCGCGAAAUCAAUUAACACAAAUAGUAUGCUUCACAUACACGGUAUGCUAGUCGAAAUAGAAAUACAAAAAAGAAUUCUCAAACAUUUUCUUCAUCGAUUCGGUACAAAUUGAAUUCAAUUAAGAAUAUGGUUACGAUUGCUAUUGAUUGUCGUACAAUCAUUGGUUUGGUGUUGUUAUUGUUUUCAUUGUUACCCAAUGGAUAUCCAAUGGAUCUGCUGAGAAGAAACAGCAACACCUGCAAGUCAAACAGCGAUUGUCCAAUCUAUGCUUUCUGUGAACACAAUACAGAACCGACCGAAAAUGGGCUCUGUGUGUGUCAAGAUGGAUACAUGAUUAUAGCCGAAAAUAAGCAACGAAAGUGUUACAAAGUGGCUUCCAGUAUAAACGAAGAAUGUAUGUUCGAUGAGCAAUGUAUGCAUAAGCUGAGCACAGAAGCAGAAUGUUGGAAUAAUUUCUGUCGAUGUCGAGUGGGUACACAUUAUGUGAAGCGCGACAAAGCGUGCUACAAGAGCGUCAAACUAGGUGACUUCUGCAGACUCACCAACAAUUGCAUCGGCGACGAAACAUCAUGCCAAUCGGGCAUUUGUGUUUGUCCCAUGAAUACACAUCCCAGACCGGAUAAUUUGCAAUGCAUAAAUGAUGUACGACUCGGCUACGCCUGUAACAGUGACUAUGAAUGCAUUAACGAUAAUUCACGAUGCCACAAUGUGUGUCGAUGUAAAAUCAGUCAUAUUAUCAAUCACAAUCGGACAAAGUGCUUGAGAAUUGUCGAUCGGUUGGGUGGUGCGUGCGAAGAAGACAGACAAUGUGCAGAGUUGAUUGCCGAUUCAGUUUGUGGACAGAAUGGAACAUGCGUGUGUGCUGAAGGAUUUCAUGAACUGAAUCAGCAAUGCUGGACGACUGUUAGUCAUGCUGGCAUAUGUGAAACGGAUGAGAACUGUUCCGUCACACCGGGAGCCGUUUGCCUAUCUGGACGAUGUGAUUGCUCCAAUGGCCUCAGCUACGAUAAGGGUGAAUGUUCCUCAAGCAGUACCAAACAUUAUUUUAGUAAUUUAUUGUUGUCCUUGUUGUUGAUUUUAAUUAGUUUUAAGUUAAUUUUAGUCACGUGAAUGGAAGUAGCGCGCGUGCGCGCUCUAUUUUCCAAAUUUUUCUUUUUUGAAAAAAAUUAUUUAUUUAAAUCUUCCCAGAAAAAUUGUGUGUAUGAGUUCAACACUUACACGAAACUAUAUUCGAGUACCUUUUACCAUUAGAUAUGUAAAUUAGAUUUAAGUUAAGUUUAAGAUUUACAGUCAUGAUUGCAUUGCGUAUUGGAAUGGGAUUCCAAUUAAUUUUGUUAGGCUGACAGCAUUCCAUUU
Molecule: messenger RNA, 1753 nt
Organism: Bradysia coprophila
Lineage: Eukaryota; Metazoa; Arthropoda; Insecta; Diptera; Sciaridae
Source: RefSeq, a predicted model, not a curated record